UUAUUGCGCAAGCUUUCGCACGAAGCGGAAAACUUUCUCGCCGAUCAAACAGCCUCGAGAAAAUCACAGAGACGCCUGGAUGUCCGGAGCGAAUAUGAGGGGAGGAGGAAGGAAUCAAGGAAACUACACCAAUCCGUGCUUGACUAUGCACCAGCCAUGGGCUUCGCUGCUCGUUCAUGGCAUCAAGCGCGUGGAGGGCAGGUCAUGGCCUGCUCCUAUUAGAGGUCGCCUCUGGAUUCACGCAGCCAGUAAGGUUCCUGAUGAAGCUACAAUCAAAGCAAUGGAGGACUUCUAUCAGGAAAUUUAUGCCGUGAAUGGAAUUACUGAUAUAAAAUUUCCAGAAUAUUACCCUGUUUCAAGACUUUUAGGAUGUGUGGAGGUGGUCGGUUGUCUCAGAUGUGAAGAACUAGCCAAUUGGAAGAUAUUACCUGAGGGGGUUAGGCUAGAAGGACAGACUGAUUUUUGCUGGCUUUGUGAGCAGCCAAAGAAGUUGUUAAUUCCAUUUGAGAUGCGAGGGUAUCAAGGUGUCUAUAACUUGGAAAGAAAGGUAUAUGAUGCUGCUGUUAGAGGCCUGACUCCAGUUGAAGGCCCAUUACCAGUGAAAUUUCCACUUCCAAAUCCAAGGGAUCCUUUUUCAUUGAAGCCAGGAUCUUUAUCUGAGCAGUUUGCUGAAUCUAAAACAUCUCCAGUGGAGAAAUCAUCAAGUCUCCAAGCAGCAAUAGCUGGUGCUCGUGCUGCUGCGACACAAUUUUCAAAGAAGGGUCCAAACCUCCAGCUGAAUGGCGUCCAGAGUAGUGUCUCUUUGUCUCCCGUAACAAGGUCUCAGACAAAGAGGAAAGCUUUUGAAGAUAUUAGACAGUUACCCAUCAUUGUAAAUGAAGGAUCUGAUGGUGUCUCUACUUCAACAACAACUGAUCAACCAAACAGGAAAUUUGAGGAAGAGUCUAGUAGACCACCUACCAACACAAAUGGGAAAUUCAAUAUGAAUGAUUUAGCAUCAAUUAACAGAAAGCUAGACAAUCCUGUUAAAUAUGAGGGAAGUAGUAGCAGUGGCCAAGCUCCUUUUGCAACUUCAAAACUGCAUCCUGGGAGUCAUAAGGUACAUGAUUGUUUUUUCUUUUUUCGAGCUAUUAGUGGUGCAAUUACUUUGGAGAGUAGUAGGGGAACGGGGAAAGAAUUAUUAGGUGAUUGGAAGUACCUUGAAAUGGAUAAUAAGGUCGAGGUGGGGGCAAGGAGAAAAGCACCAGAUGGUACUACAAGCAUGGCCAUGGCCAUGGCCAUGACCAUGACCAGUACUGAAGAAAUUUCCAGAUCUUCUUCUUCAACAUCUUGUUAUAACAGAGGGUUGAAGAUCUCAAAAGGUCAAUCCCCCAUGGCCAGUGUCCGUCCUCCUAAAUCUCUUGAGACACUGGCAUGUUUCAGAUAA
Carica papaya (papaya) is the source of this 1426-nucleotide messenger RNA. Lineage: Eukaryota; Viridiplantae; Streptophyta; Magnoliopsida; Brassicales; Caricaceae. The record is from RefSeq and is a predicted model, not a curated record.